UCCACACGUCAACAGUCUGAAUACCUGAAAGUGAAAAGAAAUGAGUGUUUCCUGCGCAAAUGCUUUACCAAAGACCAGUGGCUGCUCACAAUAGGACGUGCUGUCAUUGGCUGUGUGUGUCCUGCUUUUCAGCUGCCAUAUCUGACAUAUAUUAGUCUUCACUCUCUCCUGUCAUCAGUCACUCCCCUGCACUGAUGUCUGCUUGCCCCUCUGGUUUCUCCUCAGCCUGUACACCGACAGUGAGACAUAUGAGACACAUCCAGGCACUGGGCUGUGUGCACCUCUGGAAAAACAAGUGAUGAUCCUUCAUCAAAAACACUGAAGGUUGAUUAGAGGCAGCUAAGAUCCUUACAAUGGCUGAGUCAACAGAGGUUCGAACAGAUGGCAAUUCUCUGCUGAAGGCUGUCUAUUUGAGUCGUCUGCGUCUGACUCGACUGCUCUUGGAGGGAGGGGCCUACAUAAAUGAGAGUAAUGAACACGGCGAGACACCACUUAUGGUGGCUUGCAAGACACACCAUACAGAUUCACAGAGUGUACCCAAACUUAAGAUGAUUCGGUAUCUUCUGGAAAAUGGUGCUGAUCCAAACAUCCAAGACAAGACGGGGAAAACAGCUCUGAUGCAUGCAUGCCUUGAACAAGCUGGAGCUGAAAUUCUGUCACUCCUGUUGAGCAGUGGAGCGGCUCCAACUCUGGAGGAUCAUGCAGGUUUUUCAGCAUUGGUUUAUGCUGUCAAUUCAGGCAACAGGGAGGUCCUCAGGGUCCUCCUGGAUGCUUGUAAAGCGAAGGGUAAGGAGGUUAUCAUCAUCACCACCAACAAACUGCCAUCCGGCCAUCAUAUGUCGAAGCAGUACCUCAAUGUGCCUCCACCUCCUGACCUUGAGGAGUGUUUACAUUAUACCCCAACAUCUUGUUGCAUGUCUCCAUAUGAGGUCCAGCUACGAAUUGCUCCACAAGCCUCCUCAGCAAGUGCUUCUCCUCAACCUGGUAGCCCUCAUCUUGAGUGUUUAGGCUCAGGGCCUGGUAUAGUCACAUCUCGAGCAAGUUCUCCAAUACAACAUUCUAGUCCUUUGCUUAUUCCUGGUGUGGAUAAGCGACUUAAUCUCCAGAAGCUACACUCCGAGCAGUGGUCCAAAAGUCCUUCCCUGCUGCUCCAGCAGAGCCAGGCCUCCUCUCUGACAGAGGAGCCAAUGGAAAUUACACCUGAGGAGGAGUUGUCUUUCAGAGUCAAUAACUCUGCCUUCCAGAGAAGACCUCCAGCUGUUUCACGCCACCAUAGCAUUGAUGUCAAAAACACAACAGGGCUUCUGAAAGCACUAGAGAACAUGUUAGGAAAUGAGAAUAGGUGGGGGGGUGGAAAAAGAUGCUUUGGUAGAAAAAUGUCAUAUGAUAGUGCUGCAAGUUCACCACAUUCUGCUUCCCACCCAAACUUGCAUCAAGUCAGUCUCCCCUUUCCCAGUGAACCCAGUCCUGUGGAUGGAGAUUCUUCUGACUGUCUCAGACAACUGCAAGUUUCCAGUCUGCAAAAUGUAGUCUGUCGGCGGAACAUUGGCAUUGACCACUACAAUUCUGACUCUCAGUUACCACAGUUUAAUAUCCGAGACAAUAGCUCAAAGAAUGGUGGCGGAGCUGGAGCAGGACCAGAAAAGCACAAGCUAGUCAACAGCAGAUCCUCCACUCUAUCAGGAUCCAGAGAGUCCCUGGAGAGCUCUGUCCAGAGACGAGGCGCCGCCGGUCUGGAGCGAAGAGGCUCAGGGGCCCUUCUUCUGGAUCACAUUGCCCACACUCGCCCUGGCUACCUGCCUCCUCUGAAUCCCCAUGCUCCUAUACCAGAUAUCGGGGUCAGUUCUAGCUUUUCCUACCCUUUGAGUGGAAAUAGUAAGACACUGAAUGGUACAGGAUCAAAGCCUAUUCCACCCUGUGCUGCUGUUUUCCAGAGGGACCUAAAACCUAAGAAAAUGCUGUGGAGACGCCACUCAAUGCAGAGUGAGCAGAUAAACCAGUUGGUCAACUUCAAGGAAACUUUUGGCAACUAGAAUAAACAUUGUAUCAUGAGAAAAUGCAUGGACCAUCAUAUACCUAUGAUACUAUUGCUGAUGCCAGCUCAUGUGCACUUUAGCCUGAGCCUACAAUGAUGUACUGUUUUUAGACUUCUCAUUACAGAAUUUCAUGUCGUCAUACUAGCCACAGGGACAGUUUGAGCUUGUGAUGAAACAAUAAUAAACGUAAAGAAUACAAAAUGUAACUUUAGUGUGGAACUUUAGCACAUUUUGGCAUUAUGGUUACCUGAGGAAUUGAAAAAAUGUCUUUACAUACUCUAGCACUUUCCCAGAAGAGCUAUAUGGUUUGACUAAAAGAAUCUUGACACAAGGUCCAAUUUAUUUUAUUAUUUCUAAAGCUUUCAACAUCUUGUUUACUUCCUCCUGGAUUUUCUUAGUUGUCAUGGAGAUGGUUUCCAUUUAAUCAUUCCAUGACCUAAGUUGGGACGUCACAUGGUCUCUGGCAUUGGAUCUGAAUGUCCUCCUUGAUCUUUCUCCUGCCGUCCACUGACUUCUGAUCGAUUCCUUUCCAAACGAUGCUGUGACAGUUUUGGUCUGGUGCUCAGGUUCUGGUUUCACUGAUGUAGUGUUCCCCACAGCUUUCACAUAUAAUAUCAUCUUUUCUAGUGCUUGUGUAUACCUGACUGCAGAAAAAUGAUGUCUGUUCUUUUUGUACAAGAUGAAUGUUUUGUAUAUAGCCCCUGAUAAAUAAAAGUAACAAA
Messenger RNA from Micropterus dolomieu (smallmouth bass), 2758 nucleotides. RefSeq names its product ankyrin repeat domain 34Bb (gene ankrd34bb). Bases 354 to 2033 code for a protein of 559 amino acids. Lineage: Eukaryota; Metazoa; Chordata; Actinopteri; Centrarchiformes; Centrarchidae. Gene Ontology annotation, molecular function: protein binding. The record is from RefSeq and is a predicted model, not a curated record. The transcript is spliced from 3 exons.